AUGGUUCGCGUGAAAGGUAGAGAUAACAGGGUAUAUGAAUCAACAGAAGGGUCUCGAGAAGGGGCUGCAAAUUCGGAUCCAACAAAAGCUUCGACGGACGCUUCAGUUCCAACAGAAGCUUCGACGGACGCCGCAAUUCCAAAAGAUGCUCCGACGGAUGCCGCUUCUCCAACAGAAGCUCCAAUGGAUGCCGCUGUUCUUCCAACAGAAGAACCGACGGAUGCCGCUGUAAUUGUUCCAACAGUGGAAUCCACAGAAGCAACCACCGAAGAAUUAGAAGUUUUUUCGGUUCCGGAAUUGUCUGAUAAAGAAGAGAAAGAAGAAGCCAGUGAGUCAAAGGAAGAAGAAGUCGGUGAGCAUGAUAAAGAAGUCUGUGAGUUGUCAAUUGAUGGUCAGGGUUGUGAUAACGAGGAAGAAGAGAGAGUUGUUGAUGCUGAGGGUGAAGAUGUUGCUGGUGAUAAUGAGGAGGAAGAUGUUGCUGGUGUUAUUAAGGUAAGUAACAGUUUGUAUUUGUUGUAUAUGGUGUGUUAA
This is a messenger RNA of Arabidopsis lyrata subsp. lyrata, 531 nucleotides long. RefSeq lists its product as uncharacterized. The record is from RefSeq and is a predicted model, not a curated record. NCBI's taxonomy places the organism in Eukaryota, Viridiplantae, Streptophyta, Magnoliopsida, Brassicales, Brassicaceae. Bases 1 to 531 code for a protein of 176 amino acids. The transcript has a single exon.